Molecule: messenger RNA, 2997 nt
Organism: Globicephala melas (long-finned pilot whale)
Lineage: Eukaryota; Metazoa; Chordata; Mammalia; Artiodactyla; Delphinidae
Gene: ARHGAP15
Product: Rho GTPase activating protein 15
Biological process (GO): signal transduction; regulation of GTPase activity
Cellular component (GO): cytoplasm
Source: RefSeq, a predicted model, not a curated record
GCCUACUUUUACGACAUGUGACUUGACUUUACUGUUUUCCGUUUUUGCUAAAAGAGUCAUUAACAGAAGUUGAUGGCAGUUUCAGUAACAAGUCAGCACUGAGGAAAGGAUAACAUUGUAAUAUGCAGAAGUCUACAAAUUCUGAUACCUCUGUGGAAACACUGAAUCCCACCCGCCAAGGCACUGGAGCUGUGCAAAUGAGAAUCAAAAAUGCCAAUAGCCACCACAGCAGGCUGAGCCAAAGUAAAUCCAUGAUCCUCACCGAUGUUGGGAAGGUCACUGAACCUGUAUCCCGGCACAGAAGGAAUCAUUCACAGCAUGUCUUGAAAGAUGUCAUUCCUCCACUGGAACAACUGAUGGUUGAAAAAGAAGGUUAUCUUCAAAAAGCUAAAAUUGCAGAUGGAGGAAAGAAACUAAGGAAAAACUGGUCUACUUCCUGGAUUGUUCUUUCUAGUCGAAAAAUUGAAUUUUACAAAGAAUCCAAGCAGCAGGCUCUGUCUAAUAUGAAAACUGGGCACAAACCAGAAAGUGUGGAUUUGUGUGGGGCAUAUAUCGAAUGGGCCAAAGAAAAAUCAAGCAGAAAGAAUGUCUUUCAGAUCACAACAGUAUCAGGAACUGAGUUCCUUCUGCAGUCAGAUAUUGACUUCAUCAUAUUGGAUUGGUUCAACGCUAUCAAAAAUGCAAUUGACAGAUUGCCAAAGGAUCCAAGUAGUCCUUCAAGAAACCUGGAAUUAUUUAAGAUUCAGAGAUCCUCCAGUACUGAACUACUAAGUCACUAUGAUAGUGAUAUAAAAGAACAGAAACCAGAGAACAGGAAAUCUUUAAUGUUCAGACUGCAUCAUAGUGCUUCUGAUACAAGCGACAAAAACCGAGUUAAGAGCAGAUUAAAGAAGUUUAUUACCCGAAGACCUUCCCUGAAAACUCUGCAAGAAAAAGGACUUAUUAAAGAUCAAAUUUUUGGCUCUCAUCUGCACACAGUGUGUGAACGUGAAAAUUCCACAGUUCCGCGGUUUGUAAAGCAGUGCAUUGAAGCUGUCGAAAAAAGAGGUCUAGAUGUUGAUGGAAUAUAUCGAGUUAGUGGCAAUCUAGCAACAAUACAGAAGUUAAGAUUUAUUGUCAACCAAGAAGAGAAGCUGAAUUUGGACGACAGCCAGUGGGAGGACAUCCACGUUGUCACUGGAGCACUGAAGAUGUUUUUCCGGGAGCUGCCUGAGCCGCUCUUCCCUUACAGCUUCUUUGAGCGGUUUGUGGAGGCGAUCAAAAAGCAAGACAAUAACACAAGAAUUGAAACUAUAAAGUCUCUUGUACAAAAACUCCCUCCACCAAAUCGUGACACCAUGAAAGUCCUCUUUGGACACCUAACUAAGAUAGUGGCCGAGGCAUCCAAGAACCUCAUGUCCACACAAAGCCUAGGGAUUGUAUUUGGACCCACCCUUCUGCGAGCUGAAAACGAGACAGGGAACAUGGCGGUGCACAUGGUGUACCAGAACCAGAUCGCCGAGCUCAUGCUGAGCGAGUACAGUAAGAUCUUUGGCUCGGAGGAAGACUGACAGACAAGACGAGUUACUGAGUAUGUUCACAUCUGUCUCGAGGCCUCAUAUUUUUACGUUUCUGUAAACAUAUUUCUGAAAUAUUUUUUUCCAUUCAAGAGACAGAUGCCUCAUUUUGUAAAAACUUAAUGAUGAUUUUGUGUUUAAGUUCCAAACAUUUGAAUAAAAUAGUUGACAGUAUUUGCCUAUAUGUGUUCUACAUUAACCCCUUCAGUGUUGUGCAUUCCAGCACUUCUAGGCCUACAUUAUGCAUAUGCUCCAUGCUAUAGAAUAUUGUUCAGAGGACAGCAUAUAUCCAAAAAUAGCCUUAAUUCGACUCCCGGGCAUCGGAUGUGUGGUUGUGUAUUUGCAGACAUGUGAGUGAGUGUGAGUGUGAGUGUGAUUGAGAGUGUGGGUAUGUGUCCACACAGGUGAGCCUCUUCACUACCCUGGCUGCCUCAGGCCUCUGCCCAUAUGCCCACGGGUACACGAGUAGAACCAAAAGACGGGAGAAGGCAGAAAUGAAUACUUUUUAAAUAGAACAAAGGAAAUCAGGAUCUCAACCAAAAUAGACAUAUUUCCUCUUUCAAGAACCUUUUCGUUAAGCGUAAAUCUAGUCCAGCUAUCCUUGGCGCUAGAUGCUGAAAUUUACAAAUACAUGUUGAAUGGCAUUUUUUCUGAAGAAAAAUGGCAGUUCAAAACAUUUGCCAUUGGAUAUGUUUUGUUUUGUUUUGUUUUUGCGGUACGCGGGGGCCUCUCACUGUUGUGGCCUCUCCCAUUGCAGAGCACAAGCUCCAGAUGCGCUGGCUCAGCGGCCAUGGCUCACGGUCCCAGCCGCUCCACGGCAUGUGGGAUCCUCCCGGACCAGGGCACGAACCCGUGUCCCCUGCAUCGGCAGGCGGACUCUCAACCACUGCGCCACAAGGGAAGCCCUGGAUAUGUUUUUUUACAUAUACUAUUUGCAGUCCCAUAAACAUACUGUCUUAUAAAUUUGAAGCAAAAUUAGUGCCCUGCAAUUUUGAUCUUUAUAUUAUACAGGAAUUGCAUGACUGUUCAUUUUUAAUGUUAACAUCCAUUUUGAAUCUUCAUCAGACUGUAUAUCUUCCUUUUCCCUGGCUAUGUCAUUUUAUGUAGAAUUUUUAUUAUGCUUCUGAGGAUGCUUUAUUGGUGAAUUACAUUAAAUCCAUCUAGAAAGAACUUUUUUAAAAAAGGCUUUUUUUCCAUAUGCCCUAAGGAUUACUUGACUGGACUUGGAUUGCUUUAUCCAUUUGAUGGUUAAUUUCAGUUGUCAUGGAUAAACAAAAGGGUAACUGUCUAGAAUAUAUCAAACAUUGUUUUAUUUUGAAAACUGUGUUCUAGCUGAACACAUCUCAUAGCCGGUUUUGUGAAAUUAUUCUGCUGAUAUAAAUGUAGACUUAUGUUUGACAGCUUUUUAAUCAAAUUCAAAUGGAAUAAAUAAAGCUAAUCC